Molecule: messenger RNA, 1348 nt
Organism: Amphibalanus amphitrite
Lineage: Eukaryota; Metazoa; Arthropoda; Thecostraca; Balanomorpha; Balanidae
Gene: Capa
Exons: 3
Coding region: 35-676 (213 amino acids)
Source: RefSeq, a predicted model, not a curated record
UGCUCGCCGCUCACCGCCGCCGCCGACACCCAGCAUGGCCGGUCUGCCCUGCUCGCCCGCCGCCGGCCGGCUGCUGCUGCUGGCCGCCGCCCUGGCGCUGACGGCCGCCCAGCCCGCAGACGGCGACGACAAGCCGCGGUACGUGCAGCUGCCCCUGGACGGGCUGACCCGCUCCGGGCGCAGCAGCCUCGGCCUGGUGCCCUUCCCCCGCGUCGGCAAACGGUCCCGCACCAUGGGCCUGGUGCCGUUCCCGCGCGUGGGCCGCGCCCAGGCCAUGGGCCUGGUGCCGUUCCCCCGCGUGGGGCGCGCCAUGGGCCUGGUGCCGUUUCCGCGCGUGGGCCGCGGCUCGAUGGGCCUGGUGCCGUUCCCGCGGGUGGGCCGGCUGGACGGCGCCGUGGACAAGCGGCAGAGCCUGAUCCCGUACCCGCGGGUCGGCAAGAAGUCGGUGCUGGAGGAAAUGGAGCAGGAGGCGGCGCCGUGGGCCGAGGACGAGCAGGAGGACCUCCCGGCGCAGGCAGACGACCAGAUCGAGGGGAUGUCGAAGCGGGCCAACUGGGAGGCGCCUCGCCUGGGCGACGUGAAGCGCUCUGCCGGCUGCCGGUUCGGCGGCAGCUGCUCCCGCGGCCGACGGGUGCGCUCCGGAAACCACUUUGUGCCACGGCUGGGCGGCGCGUGAGGCGGUGCGGCCGCCGGAACGGCCGCGCCGAGCCCGUCCAGCGAGCACCACCGGGCGGGCGCGGACGGCGAGCGACCCGGGGAACGCGGGAAGGGUGAGGGAGGGCCAGACUGAGACCGCCGGGCCGCAAACACAGGCCAGUCAUUUGGACGAGGCCCCGAUAUUUUGAUGACCAGGACUGAUAGAUUAUAAACAGAUUAACAAACACGGCCCGUGUGGGCCGAUCUGAGGGCAGCCUGGUCGGCUCGGUCAGCCGGUGGCCGGUCAGCGGAGGCUGGGCUGCUGGCGCCGGACUGGCCGGGGCUGGGCCGACCGGGCGGCACCUUUAGCACUCAAUCUGCCGGGACGCGGUGACCGAGGCUGGAUCACCCUCGCUCUCUAUGCGGACUGCCUGGUGGCGUGGACCGGGGCCCGGCCGGCCGGCGGGGCACCUCCGCCCGUCCUGCACGGCGGCCGGCGCUCUGCGGACCGGCCCGAGCCGGGCGGCGGGGAGCGGAGCCGGAGGGGCCUCCGCUCCGCCGCCGCCGCCGCCGGAUGACGCCCUAAUGACGCUCUGAUGACGCGGGAUGUGCAUGGCUGCGUCAGCCGCGCUGUGCUGUUUGUGGUCGCGGGGCGAGCGUGUUGGUAUUGUGCUUGUCAAGUGUGCCACGAUAAUACAGUCUCACAUUGUUA